Molecule: messenger RNA, 213 nt
Organism: Paraphaeosphaeria sporulosa
Lineage: Eukaryota; Fungi; Ascomycota; Dothideomycetes; Pleosporales; Didymosphaeriaceae
Exons: 2
Coding region: 1-213 (70 amino acids)
Source: RefSeq, a predicted model, not a curated record
AUGGUCAAAUGUCCCGAGUGCGGCGCCGGCGCCGACCUGACCAAAGACGGGUUGUACGCGCACUGUGCUUCGUGUAACACCAUCUUCGAGCCCAACAAAGAAGGCUCGCACUACAAGGGCAGCGGCUCGGGCUCAGGCGACAAGGACGAACCGCCCAAAGACUCCCAGCCCUCUGGGAAGAAAGACGAUGGCGAGAAAAGCGGAUCCUCGUAG